AUGCAAGAUCCAACAAAACAUUCUUAUGUAGUUACAGAUGGUUUAUUAUAUAAAUUGGUAUUAAUGAAUGUUGCUAGUAAUAAUAAGAAGAAAGUCAUUUAUUUACCUUCAGCCAUAAUCAAUUCCCUCCUGCACUCAUACCACAAUGAUUCACUUAGUGGUCAUUUUGGCAUUCAGCGAACAUAUUUAAAAAAAUUAAAAAAUAAAUUCUGGUGGCCAAAUAUGAAACAAUCAAUUAUUCAACAUAUUCAAUCUUGUUUAUCUUGUCAACAGCAUAAUAUUAGUCAUACAAAGAAACCAGGUCAAUUUAAUCCAAUUCCAACUCCAGACGGACCAUUUCAAUUAAUAGGUAUUGAUUAUUGUGAUCCGUUCAAACCAACAUCCCAUGCUUUACCUGAUUGUUCAGUACAAACCACGGCUCAAACAUUAUUUAAUAAUUAUAUUUGUCAAUAUGAUGUACCAUUAGCUAUAUUAUCAGAUCAAGGUACUCAUUUUAAAAAUCAACUUAUGGAAUUCAUAGCAAAAUUAAUUGGUUACAAUCAUAUUUUUUCAAGUGUUUAUCAUUCACAAAGUAAUGAGAUGAUUGAACGUUUUAAUGCGACAUUCAUUCCUCAAACUUUCAAACUUC
This is a messenger RNA of Rotaria sordida, 628 nucleotides long. The record is from the annotation of a GenBank genome assembly. NCBI's taxonomy places the organism in Eukaryota, Metazoa, Rotifera, Eurotatoria, Philodinida, Philodinidae.